Messenger RNA from Rhinocladiella mackenziei CBS 650.93, 1287 nucleotides. RefSeq lists its product as uncharacterized. Lineage: Eukaryota; Fungi; Ascomycota; Eurotiomycetes; Chaetothyriales; Herpotrichiellaceae. Bases 1 to 1287 code for a protein of 428 amino acids. The transcript is spliced from 2 exons. The record is from RefSeq and is a predicted model, not a curated record.
AUGCCGCUCCACCUCCUUGGCAAGAAAUCAUGGAACGUAUACAACCCGGCCAAUAUCGAGCGCGUGCGGCGCGACCAAGCCGAGGCCAGACGCCGCGAAGAGGAAAACGAGAGAAGAGAGCUGAAAGAUGCGGCGGAUGCACGACUACAGCUCCUGAAGCAUGAGCCUAAAGAGACGAGCAGGAUCUCAUCCGAGCAAGAUGGGACUCUGGACAGCGCAGUUUCUGGGCGCGGGUCAUACAAUGUCCGCAUGCAGAAGCGCAAAUUGCCCGGUGAAGACGAUACAGAUCGAGAUAUCAGGAUCGCUCGCGAGACCACCUCAACGUCCUAUCUCGACGCAUCUACAUCCACCUACAAACGACGACGAUCAGACAAAGAAGACUCUCUCGUCGAUGCCAACGGGAAUAUCUCUCUGAUACCGGUGCCCAAUCAAUCCGAGGCAUCGAAUAUAUCCCACAAAUCUCGGCUCGAAGAGGAUCCAUACACCGUAUACCUCUCCCACGCUACCGGGAAGGGAAAGGACUCGGGCGACACACCGUGGUACAGCGCUGUUCCAGUUGCCCGGCCCGGUGGUGGUAUAUCAUCCCGAGCUACGGAGCCAUGGGGCGACGACUCGCCACAGCGGCGUGCGCGUGAAGCAGCACGUGUCUCGGCCAUCGAUCCUCUUGCGGUGAUGAAGAAGGGUGUAAAGCAGCUACGAGAGGCCGAGAAACAUAGAAAGGAAUGGAUGACCCAGCGAGAACGAGAUCUGAAAGAAGUCGAGGAUCUUGCGAGAGAAGAGAAGGAGGAAGAGGAGAGGGAAAGGGAGAGGGCGGAUAGAGAUGUCGAUGAACAUAGACAGCGAAGGAAAGAGAGAAAACGUAAUGCUUCCAGGAAUUCAACUUGGAUGAAGGGUAUUCCAAUGGGACUCGAGAACAUGAUCACUCUCAUCGCCACCGCCGUCACCGGCACCAUCAUCGGCAUGGGCGGCGACACCGUCAUCAUAAUCGUGAUGGUGAUCCAGACGCUGACAGACAAGACAGAAAAUGUGGCCAUAACCAUGACCAUGACCAUGAUCACAGAGACAGAAGACCGACCAGCAGGGAGGACCAGUCCAACCACCGCAGCCAUAAGCAUGUCCAUCACCAUCAUCAGCGUCAGCGUCAGCGUUCCCAUCGACGACGGCGCUCACGUUCCCGAUCAAAGUCACAUUCAACCUCCCCAUUGCGCUGAGCACUUCGCGGUCGAAUCUGGGUCUCUCGGUACGAAUCAAAUCAAUUCGGUCACCGAUCACUCUAUAUUAUUCUAA